Molecule: messenger RNA, 1527 nt
Organism: Melanotaenia boesemani (Boeseman's rainbowfish)
Lineage: Eukaryota; Metazoa; Chordata; Actinopteri; Atheriniformes; Melanotaeniidae
Gene: swi5
Product: SWI5 homologous recombination repair protein
Exons: 5
Coding region: 86-496 (136 amino acids)
Biological process (GO): double-strand break repair via homologous recombination
Cellular component (GO): Swi5-Swi2 complex; Swi5-Sfr1 complex
Source: RefSeq, a predicted model, not a curated record
AAUCAGCCGCGAACUGCAAACGUUUACUCGUUAGCUAUACAAAAGUCAAAGCUAUUAUAAACAUUUAUUUUACAUAUAAGGCAAUAUGAUCACUGACCAGCCUGUUGAACCACACUGUAGUGGAAACAACUGUGACAAUUCGAUGCUAGAAGGAAAUGACCUAAGUAAAGGAGCACUGAACAGAACUCCAUUCACAAAAUUUAAGAAAGUACACUCCCGCUUCAAGUCACCCCUCCAAGUAUCCGAGAGUGCCAAAGUAAGCCCUGCAGAAGAAGCAGCAGAGCUAGAGAGAAAAAGAGAUGAGCUGGAUUUAGACAUAGCACAACUGGAGGCAGAGGGAUACAGAGUAGAGGAGCUGGAGCAUCAUAUUGAUAUGUUGCAUGAAUACAAUGAUAUCAAAGACACUGGACAAUCACUGCUGGGCCGUAUUGCUGCUCUGAGGGGGACCACCACACGAGAUCUCUACUCACAUUUUGGUCUUGAACUGGAUGACUGAAGAAAAAAAUGGAAAUGCGAUGUUGGGAAUGCUCCCUUACACCAGAGAAUGGGGGAUCAAAUCAGAGGACCAUAGCACCUAAUGAAUGGAAAGGCCUGAAGAUGUAACCCGAUGAACUUUGUGUUUUCCUUAAGCUAUCCCUUUUCUUUUUUAAUGUCCGUUCUUAGAAGCUUGCAGAAAAAUAUUGAAUUAAUGGCAGUUAUAACAAGAGGAGAAUAGACUCAGUCCAAACAUGCAUGCAUGCUAUUUAAAACGUGCCGACUAUUUAGGCCUUUAACUGAAGACAAUUAACAGUAUGUUGAUUACUUUUUUCCAACUCACUCCCUUCUAUGUUGUGCAAGAAUGUAAUGUUGUUGUGGCAGAACUUUAAAGGGAUGUUUUUUAUGUUUGUGAUUAUGUAAAUUCUGAAUGUAUUAAACAGAAAAGGCAGAUGGUGGGAUAGUAUUGUGUGGGCCUUUGUCACUUUUCUCAUUGAUAUUAGCAGAAAGGUUUUCCAAAUCCCACAGUGCUCUGUUUUACUAUGUUUAGGGAGUGAAUUCCAAAUGGCAUGAAAUGUUGCAGGAAAAUGUGUCUUUGCACUUCAGAUUUUCUAGUCAAAGCUCAUACUAAUAUCUUAUCCUGAUAAGUCCAUUAUCACUUAACUUACAUACGAGUCAUUAUAAUAUAUGUUGUUUGUUCAUGUACUAGAUGACAGGCUCAUAGGGUUUCAUUGUGCAUCAGAUUUGAUGUGAUCAGUCUUGUUGCAUUUACUGCUGGCCUGCUUGCAAAAUUUUUGCAAGAGUUUCUCAAUAGGUUUACCCCAGUUGAUUCAGACACUUUCAAAGCAGUUGGGACUCACAUUUCUUGACUUGCAUCAGUGAUUCGCAGCAUUUUGUUAUAGUAAACCUUCUGUAAUCUUUCCUGGUUAUGCAAUGUGCUUCAUGACAUGUCACAUUGCUGUUACACACUGUGUAAAAUGUCAACCUGGUAUUUUGCCGUCAUCUUAGACUGUAGGAUAUUUCUUUGUACGAUGUUGCAUCAUCAUAGCUAGA